Molecule: messenger RNA, 2131 nt
Organism: Frieseomelitta varia
Lineage: Eukaryota; Metazoa; Arthropoda; Insecta; Hymenoptera; Apidae
Exons: 3
Source: RefSeq, a predicted model, not a curated record
UAUAUCGAUAUCGGGCGAUCGAGAAGGGGGUCCCUUUUGGUUGCGUCAUCGAUGACCUUGAUCAUUGACUGCGCGCUCGAGCCGAUUGAUAAAUCAUUUGGAGGCAUUGGUCGAGUGGCCUGGGCACACAUCAGUGUCGCCUGCGCCGAAGCGCGCAGAUCGGGAGCUAAUUAACCGGAGAUCUCUCGGGGCGAUCGGUUUAUCGUGAUCGCGGACGGAAGGCGGGGGCCAGAGACAGAGAUCAUUUUCCUCGCGAUCGCGAACGAAACGCGACGGGAUUACCUAUGAUCUGGCCGAGCGUCCUCAGUAGUAGGACCACGCUUCCGGCAGAGAAGCGUUUCUGGCAGCGUUCCUAAUCCCCCUUUUUUCCAUCUUCCUCCUUCGUCGCCCUCUCCCCCCCCCCUCUCGUGUUUUGCUGCUGCUGGAGUAACGAACCUCCCCUCCUCCUCCCCCUCCUCCCCCCUGUUCCUCCACCGUCCUCUCAUCCCUCCCGAACGAUCGGAUCGCGCCGACGUUUUUGUUCAUCGCCCUUUCGUCAGUGGCAAGAGGGAGGAACGAUCUCGUCAGGAUGGACAUGAGCAGCGAGUCGAGCGCGGCUAGGUGGUACGAGCCCCCCAGGUCCACGCUGGAGCCGCCAUCCGGGGGCGCAGGAGUCGCCGGUGUCGUCGGCAAUCCCACCGAUUACAGGGGUUAUUAUCCUCAUGCUGGGCCAACCGCUCAUCAUCCCGCAGCCGCCGCGCACUACGCUCACACAAGGAUGUCGGGCAGCGGCGUGACGAGCGGCCCGGUGAGCCAGGUCUGUCGGCCGCACUUCCACAGCUCGGUGUUGCACCCGUGGCUGUCCGGCAGCGGCGCGGACACGUCGAAAACACCGUGGGGAUUCCCGACGAGCACCGGCUCGACCGGCGGCGGCGCGAUCAGCGACGACAAACCGCAGAGUCCCCUUGGUUCCUCGUUACCACCGAGCACCGGCAGCCUGUCGAGUCACGGCGGUGCCGGCACCGGUCACCACCUCUUCUCAUUCCCGCCGACGCCGCCGAAAGACGCCACCCCCGACAGCAUCACCGCCAGCACCACGUCCAGCAGUACCAACAACAACAACAACACCAGCAGCGCCAACAACAACAACAACAACACGAACAACAACGCCAGCAACCCGCUGUCGGGGCUGGGUGGCGGCGCGAGCAGCGAGUACCAAGCGGCGGUGGCGCACGCGGCGGCGAUGGGCGUGUUCAUGCAUCAUCAGGACGCGCUUGGCGCCGGUGGCGCGAGUUCCUGCGACGUGAAGCCAAGCGUGAUGCUCGGCCACCAUCACGGGGCGCCGUCGCCGCCGCAUCAGCAGCACAACGGGACGACGAACGCGGGGAACGGCGGGACCGGUGGGAACGGCGGCGGAGGGACCGGCCAGGUGAAGCAACGCGAAGGUAAUAACCAAUCGGGCAACGUGUCCGGCAGCCAACAGGCGAGCACCGCGCAACAGCAGCAACAGCAGCAACAGCAGCAGCAGCAGCAGCAGCAACAGCAGCAACAGCAGCAAGAGGCGGCGUAUCAGGGGAACAACGUGGGGGCGGGCGGCGGUGGCGGUGGUGGCGGCGGUGGCGCUAGCUCACCGUCGUGCAGGGACAGUUACGCGGCCGCAGCCGCCGCCGCAGCCGCGGCCGCGGCCGCCGCUGCUUCCAACACCCACCACGCCACCUCCGGAUCCCAGUACGACCCGGCAACCAGCGCCUAUAACAUGUACCAGCACCUGCAGUAUCCUAGUACCACCCACCAUCAUCACCAUCACCAUCAUCACGGCGCCUCCUCGUCGUCUUCGUCGUCUUCGUCCCACAAUCCGCACAACGGGACCGCGGUUACCGGUAUAUUCGGGCAUCACGCGGCGGCAGCGGCCGCGGCCGCCGCCGGUGCUGGCAACGCGGCCGGCGUGGCCGGCGUAAACGUCGACUCGAAGUUGUUGGUCGGUCACGCGCACGCCAACACGCCGAGCUCGCCGUCCGCGCAGCAGCAGCAGCAGCAAAAGCCCAGGAACAAGUCGAGGACGUCCGCCGGUAAGCGGCACGCCUACCACCUUUCCCUUUUCUUUUUUUCUUUUUCUUUUUCUUUUUCAUCUGUUUUCGUUCAGUUGGUUUUG